Hordeum vulgare subsp. vulgare (domesticated barley) is the source of this 592-nucleotide messenger RNA. Its product is annotated as guanine nucleotide-binding protein-like 3 homolog. The record is from RefSeq and is a predicted model, not a curated record. Bases 19 to 573 code for a protein of 184 amino acids. The transcript has 2 exons. Gene Ontology annotation, molecular function: DNA binding. NCBI's taxonomy places the organism in Eukaryota, Viridiplantae, Streptophyta, Magnoliopsida, Poales, Poaceae.
UUGAUAUCCGGUGCGACAAUGAGAAGGGCUCAACCACCUCCAGGGUUGUCUCCUUCUUCGAUAAACAUUUGCAAAGCUUAUCAUGGACGUUCACAUGACACUCCUAUGGUUGAUUUUGAGGAAGAUGAGGCCGAUGAAGAAGAUAUUGACUAUGAAGAAGAAGAGGAAGGAGAAGAAGAUGAGGAUGAUGAAGAAGAUGAUGAAGAAGAUGAAGAGGGAGGAGUUGAUAUCAUUGACAUGGGAUCAUUUUCUGAACCAGGAAGAAAGUUUUUGUCUAAAGUGUGGCAAGAAUAUGAGCCUAUUCGUGUUGAUGUCAUAGUUGUAGCUGCUGAGUGCAAACAUUGUGCAAGGAAUAUUUUUGCUGAGCGUAAACAUGGAACAAGUUCAUUGCGCAAACAUUUGAAGAGAUGCAAGGAAAGGAAGAAGGUUCUUAGAGUUUCUGGGCAGCUGAGUGCUUCUAUAGUGAGUCCGGAUGGAGUUGCAAUGGGGCUUUGGACCUUUAAUCAGGCAUUAGCACGUCGAGAGCUCAUGAGGAUGAUCGUGUUGCAUGAGUUGGCAUUCUCAUUGGUGUAGUAUGAUGGAUUCAGAAGAU